GUCUAUAACUCACAAUGGCAUCAAGCUCAAUGUCUUCUCACAGCUCUGGCUCGUGGACCGCUAAGCAGAACAAAGCCUUUGAGCAGGCUCUAGCUACCUAUGACCAGGAUACUCCUAACCGUUGGUACAAUGUUGCCAAAGUCGUGGGUGGGAAAACAACAGAAGAGGUAAAGAGACACUACGAACUCCUGGUGCAAGAUAUCAACAGCAUAGAGAACGGUCACGUUCCAUUCCCAAACUACAGGGCUAGUGGAGGCUGCACCAAUGGCAGGCUGAGUCAUGAGGAAAAAAGGAUGAGAGACAUGAGGCUGCAGUGAAUCAAAAAGCCAUCGAGAAUAAAAGAGGAUAACACCGAGUUAUUGUUUUUAUAUUAUACACCUAAAUUCUCAUGUCUCUCCCAUAAGCUUAACGCUAAAU
Molecule: messenger RNA, 417 nt
Organism: Capsella rubella
Lineage: Eukaryota; Viridiplantae; Streptophyta; Magnoliopsida; Brassicales; Brassicaceae
Product: protein RADIALIS-like 1
Exons: 2
Coding region: 15-317 (100 amino acids)
Molecular function (GO): DNA-binding transcription factor activity
Source: RefSeq, a predicted model, not a curated record